AUGAAGAAAGACGCUAGAAACGACGAAUCAGAAGACCCCAAACUCUGGGGAGCGGUUUUGUUCGGCUUAAUUGGCGCCACCGCCACCACUCUCGUCUUCGGUCAGCUACGAAAGACUGCUGAAUGGCUCUCUCUGCUAUCUAGGUCUCAGGCAUGGAAAGGAAAAAGUGGUAGUUCUUAUAGAACAGCUUUUCAGGAAGAGGCGUGGAGAAAACAUAAUAAACGAAUGCAAGAGGAGUAUGAAGAGGAGAUGGAGAGAGUUGAACGAAUAAGACGUAUGCAAAACGUGUUUAACAGAGAAAGAAAUAAGUACAAAAGAGGCUAUGAAAGCUGGAAGGAACAGGGUCCUAGCCCAUAUCAUCAACAUUUCCAAAGAGAAGAUUGGUAUUGGAAGACUGAUACUUCAUACAAAGACAGGAGAGCUAAUUAUCGAGAAACACCAAGAGAGAGCAGAAAUUAUGCAUUAUCACAUCACUACUCAGUUUUGGGUCUUGACAGGUUUAGGAAAGCACCAUAUUCAGAUGCUGAAAUUAAGUCAGCAUUUAGGACAAAGGCAAAGGAGUAUCAUCCUGAUCAGAACCAGGAUAAUAAAGACGUUGCUGAAGCCAAGUUCAAAGAAGUGAUGACUUCAUUCGAGGCUAUAAAACAGGAAAGAAAUAACCAAAAUCUGUAA
Messenger RNA from Lathyrus sativus (Indian pea), 672 nucleotides. The record is from the annotation of a GenBank genome assembly. NCBI's taxonomy places the organism in Eukaryota, Viridiplantae, Streptophyta, Magnoliopsida, Fabales, Fabaceae.